Molecule: messenger RNA, 2016 nt
Organism: Physella acuta
Lineage: Eukaryota; Metazoa; Mollusca; Gastropoda; Physidae
Source: RefSeq, a predicted model, not a curated record
UCUCUAGUCUAGUUCCGCUUUCAGUCUUACGUUUCGAUUCUCUAUUAUAAUUAAUCUUGCUAAUCUAGAUCUAGACACGAUCUCUAUAUUAUAUUAUAUCGUUAAACUUGAGUUAAGCCUACUUGUUUUUAAUACAUAUCCAAGUAUGUAGGCCUAAUCUUGCAAUUUACAAAGCAUUGUUUAGGCCUAAGUAAUAUUACAUAGCUUUUAAUUAUUUUAAAAUGGCUUUCCAUUUUCGAAAAUUUAGUCACACGCUAAGAUUUAUUCCACCCACAAAAACUCUAGGAUUUUCGACACGAGUCAGCGAAGGUGAUCAAACAAAAAAUGCAUGUUUGGAGGGAAGUAUCAGCCAGUCUCUUGUUGUAAGCACAGCAGACAGCAUUACGAGGGCAGUCCUCUGUCAACAUGAUAAAAGUAAUGCCUGUGCCAUGUAUGAUCCUUAUCCCGUCUUAACAUCACACAAUGAAUCAGAUCAUUGCUGCCAGCAUCUGCACCAGCCAGCCCCAGAAAUGACGUUACCUGUCUCGUAUAAAGAUCUUGUUCAGAUUUUAUUUCCAAGGCCCCCGCAAGGCAGUAAUGGAUCUUCAGAAGAUCCAAGCUCUUUGAUGCAACUGAUAAAAUCAGUUGACCUAACCAACGAUGACAUCCUUGUUCAGCCACAGCUGCCAGGCCUCAAUAAGCAUCCAGAUGAUAUAAGCACAAGAGAAAAAGUGGCGGUCGAUGUCCUAACACACCAUUCUUACAGUCUGCUUGCUAACAGACUGGCCAUGCCUUCUUUAGAGUCCCUAGCAUUGCAUAGUGUCAUUCUCAAUAAUCAUAGUUUACAAACAUUUUCUGCUAAAGCCCCUGUUCAAGGCCAACCCGAAACCCAGUGGUAUUGUUCCUCUGGUGGGAAUUCUAAAAACAAUGGUCAGUCAAAGAAUGGGCCAACACCUGCACAGUUGCAUGAUGCAAAAUCUAAAGUUGAAGAACUUGUUUUCAAGCUCUUUAAAGGCCACCAUAAUUAUGAGCUCUUGCACAAAAAUGUUGUGAUGGAGAAUAAUCUAUUUGGUGAUAACAAACCAUCUAUUGGCAUCAAUGCUUACAAAAUUGAACUUUCGAAGCUUCGACUGCGAACAGUUGCUCAGUAUUCUAGUACUUCUAUGGAAAUCUUGAGUGUCACAACGCAGGAAAAUAAUGGAGUGAUUAGGAUACAUUGGCGUUUAAAGGGUCUUUCUCAUAUACAGUAUUUAAAGUUUUGGCAAAAGUCAGUUCCUAAAGAGGACUGGGAGUGGUUUGAGGCAUUUUCUUACUUUCACAUCGGCAAAGAUGGAUUGGUUCAUAAACACAAAAUAGAUAGGAUGAUGCCUGACCAUGAAUUAGAACCAGACAAAUUGACAGAGAAAUUAAGGGGCCUGCUAAACCCAGCUAAACCAUUAGUCAGUUAAGACAGUCCAGCUCUUAUGUAGAAAACCAGCUUUUUCUUUGGUGUGUGUGAAUAAACUAGACAUGAUUUAAAAGGUACACUGUAGAUAUUAAUAUCUAGACUUCUGUGUUUGUUGCAUUGUUAGAAUGAUACCUUCUGUAAAUAUUUUGCUCUGUGAUUGUUAUUGAUAAAACAAAUUAAUGAAAUUAUGUUAGAAAUGUGUUAAAAAGGGUAUUUAAUUCUUUGUACAGUAAUUGUACCUAAACUUAUCUAAAAUUACAAGUUGUUGAGUUUUGUUUUAUAUAUCCAAGAUGUAAAAAUAGAAUGCAAAAAACUUGUUGAAUUUGUACUUCCUAAGUUAUUUGUAAUCAGAUUUUUUCUCUCUCUCUCUCCUCCCUCCCCCUCCCUCUCAAAAUCAGUUGCAUUAUUUCUAAGAUGCAUUGAUUAAUGGUCUGGUUGUUUGUACAGUUUCAGCAGUUAAAAAUUCUAAUGCACAUAAUUGUAGAGAAAAUGUGAUUUUCUGAAAAGCUCAACUUGAGAUGAAAUAUCCUGUUCUUAUCAAUUGGGGGUCAUCCAUAAAUGAUGUCACGCUUUUUUUGACGAUUUUUACC